Molecule: messenger RNA, 447 nt
Organism: Paraglomus occultum
Lineage: Eukaryota; Fungi; Glomeromycota; Glomeromycetes; Paraglomerales; Paraglomeraceae
Source: the annotation of a GenBank genome assembly
AUGGCACUCAGCACUAAACUAGUUGCAGCGUCAGUCAAUCGUACUGUAGUCAAUGCUCCUUAUGCACCCACUACAGUUAGAAGGCUGUUUGAGACGGCCAACAAUUUUAAACCACGCAGUCACAAGGUUACAGCGAUCCCUGCAUGGAUUGCUGGUUCAAGAAAGCGUUUGGAUGGAUCUGUACAAUCCAAAACAUUUGUGAAUGGUGCCAUCAAUCAGCAACGUCACUCAUCAUCUUCUGCCGUCGGUGGUUCACACACUAGAAUAGUUCCCGAUUUUUCCAAAUACAGACGACCCAGCACAGGAGACGAUGCACACCGCGCUUUUACCUAUGCGUUGAUUGGUGCAACUGGUGUUCUAACUGCAGCCGGAACAAAGUCCUUUGUGGUGGAUGUUCUCUCUAGUCUGGCUGCAUCGGCUGAUACAUUAGCUUUGGCUAAGGUUGAG